This is a messenger RNA of Conger conger (European conger), 2467 nucleotides long. It is a transcript of the gene hsd3b7, whose product is annotated as hydroxy-delta-5-steroid dehydrogenase, 3 beta- and steroid delta-isomerase. NCBI's taxonomy places the organism in Eukaryota, Metazoa, Chordata, Actinopteri, Anguilliformes, Congridae. Gene Ontology annotation, molecular function: 3-beta-hydroxy-Delta5-steroid dehydrogenase (NAD+) activity. The transcript has 6 exons. The record is from RefSeq and is a predicted model, not a curated record. Bases 289 to 1380 code for a protein of 363 amino acids. Gene Ontology annotation, biological process: steroid biosynthetic process.
GUCUUGCUCGGGGACACUUCGACACAGCCCGGGGAGGGGAUCGAACCGGUAACCCUCCGACUGAGAGAACUGUUCUUACAGCCUGAGCCAUGUCGCCCCUCAGUACUAACCCAUAUAUUUCUGAAGGCGGGAUUUAAGCGCUGAGAGUCCCGUCACGGCUCCGCCUCGCCGCUCUAAGGCAGGGCAAGCGCAGAGAGGGACUGCAGACAGUAACGCAGUAAAACGCCGUAGGUUUCACACAUAACGACUAAAUACUACCAAGAGCACUGUGAAACGGAGACGAACAAAAUGUCUGCAGAACCGGGUCAGAUAUAUUUGGUGACUGGGGGUUGUGGUUUUCUUGGUCAGCACCUGCUCCGAGUACUGUUGGAAAAAGAAGAUAAAGUGAGAGAAAUUCGUCUUUUUGACAAACACACCAACCCAAGCUUGCAAGAUCAUAGUACAGAACGGGUGAAGGUGGUGGUGAUACAAGGGGACAUCACAGACUACUCCAGUGUGCUGGCUGCAGCUCAGGGGGCAGACCUGGUCAUUCACUCUGCUAGUCUGGUGGAUGUGUGGCACAGGGUUCCUGAAAAGACUAUCCACACUGUCAAUGUUCAAGGUACAGUAAAUGUGAUCAAUGCAUGUGUGGAGACUGGGAUACAAUACCUGGUGUACACAAGCAGUAUGGAGGUUGUCGGACCCAAUGUCAAAGGAGACCCCUUUAUCAGAGGAAAUGAGGAAACUGUGUACAAUGUGUGCCAUGAGAUGCCCUACCCCAAAAGCAAGGCAGUUGCUGAGAAAUUGGUUCUAGAUGCCAAUGGAAAGAAGGUUAAUGGAGGGGCCUGUCUGUACACCUGUGCCUUGCGACCCACUGGCAUCUAUGGGGAGCAGCACCAGUUGAUGAGGGACUUCUACCAGAUGGGGGUGCGCACAGGGGGCUGGUUGAUCCGAGGGGUCCCCCGGAGCACAGAACAUGGCCGCGUUUAUGCAGGCAAUGUGGCAUGGAUGCACUUGCUGGCAGCGAAGUCCUUGCAGGAUCGCCCCCACAUAAUGGGAGGGGAAGUAUACUUUUGCUAUGACGACUCACCGUACAAGAGCUAUGAGGACUUCAAUAUGCAGUUCCUGUCACACUUCAACUUCCGGGAGGUGAGUGUGCCGAUGUGGCUGCUUUGGGCGGUGGCAUGGAUAAACGAUCUGCUGCACUGCCUUCUGAAACCAGUGUGGAGUUACACACCAUUGCUCAAUCACUACACACUGGCUGUGGCCUGCACCUCCUUUACCGUUAGCUCUGACAAGGCCCUGCGGCAUUUCCAGUACCGCCCGCUAUACGACUGGGACCAGGCGCGGGCUCGCACUCAGCGCUGGGUCAACACCUUCGGCGACGCCAAGGAUUCUUGACAUAUUGGAACAUUCUGGAAAUACCAUCAUUCUUUUCCAUGACCUACUUCUCUGUCGGAAAACACUUUUCCAGAGUUUGGAGAAAGGCUAUGAGUCACUGUCUUGAGUUUUAUGUUUCUUCACUUUCAUUAAAGGGAAUCCUGACCUUUUUAUUGUUAUAGGGAAAACAGAUCCUUCUCCAGCUCUACAGCUUUUUCCAUUUAAUUAUUUCCAUAACCCUUUGUGUUCAUACUUUUCUCCUUUUUUCUUUGUAUUACUAUGGUUGAAUGAAAAUGUUUGAAGAAUUAAUCAUUUUAAUACAAAUCUCUCCCACUAUGACACUAGCUGGUAUUAAACAGUAUUGGCUCUGCCCCUAAGUAUUCUAGCUUCAAGUAGGCGGCAGUCAGAUUGAAUGUAAUGUAAUGUAAUAGAAAAUCUCUUAAACAGAUAAAAUAUGUUAAUGCAUUAUCUUAUACAAAUGAAUUAAAAUGGAAAUGGAAAAUGGAAUGUGUGUAUACACUCUUUCCAGUUUUGCAUCUUUGUAUCUUUGCUUUAUGGAAUUUUAUUUUACAUUCUUUUACAAGGCUUUUGGACAGUACUGUCUGUCGCUAAAAUUAAUCAUUAUUUCAAAAAAAUUCUAAUUAUUGUUGAUUUGCCUAUUUAGCAUGAAUUUAUAUAUAAUUAGGGCAAAGGCCCCCAUUAAGACCAUGUAUCUAUAAGGUCCACUUACAUUUUUACAUUAAAUUAUCAAGAUAAAAUGUUGGACUUGUGUGUGUGGACUUGUUGGUGCACUGGGUUGAAGCCAUUUUGAAAGCUUGGAGUCCCCAGAAAGAUAUGUUAUUUGAGUGAGUGAUUAUUGAGUAAAAGUAUGCCUGUGUGUUUAUACUUUGUGCUGCUAUCAGCAUAUUUUUCAAAAAACCCUUGAAUGCAGUUUAAUAUUAGAGUAUCUCAUGUAUUUUUCAGUAAUAUAAACAGUUCAAUAGUAUUCCUGAGCUCAAUUUAAUGAAAUAAACAAAAUUUCUAGGUGAGCUUAUAGGUAACGGUGCUGCUGAAAUUGCAUUUGACCAUGUAUGUUUUCCUUGACAUAAUAAAUAAAUGCUUGAUAUAA